Messenger RNA from Neolamprologus brichardi, 846 nucleotides. Its product is annotated as casein kinase II subunit beta-like. The record is from RefSeq and is a predicted model, not a curated record. Gene Ontology annotation, cellular component: protein kinase CK2 complex; cytoplasm. Gene Ontology annotation, molecular function: protein kinase regulator activity. Lineage: Eukaryota; Metazoa; Chordata; Actinopteri; Cichliformes; Cichlidae.
GACCGCAUGACCGGAAAUCAUAUUUUGUCACCCUGGGAGGGAGGACAGCUUAGCAAAGCUUCCAAAUUGAUGUGUUAUUUAAUAUAAAAGAAGGGAGGAUGAGCAGCUCAGAGGAGGUGUCCUGGAUAUCGUGGUUCUGUGGACUCAGAGGGAACGAGUUCUUCUGCGAGGUUGAUGAAGACUACAUACAGGACAAGUUUAACCUGACGGGGUUGAAUGAGCAGGUGCCUCAUUACCGCCAGGCUCUGGAUAUGAUUCUUGACCUAGAGCCAGAUGAGGAGCUUGAAGAUAAUCCAAACCAGAGCGACCUGAUAGAGCAGGCAGCAGAGAUGCUGUACGGCCUUAUACAUGCACGUUACAUCCUCACAAACAGAGGCAUUGCACAAAUGUUGGAAAAGUAUCAACAGGGGGAUUUUGGCUAUUGCCCCAGAGUGUAUUGUGAGAAUCAGCCAAUGCUUCCGAUUGGUUUAUCGGAUAUACCGGGAGAAGCAAUGGUGAAGCUUUAUUGCCCAAAGUGCAUGGAUGUGUACACCCCUAAAUCCUCUAGGCACCACCACACGGAUGGAGCCUACUUUGGCACGGGGUUCCCUCACAUGCUGUUCAUGGUGCACCCAGAGUACCGCCCAAAGCGACCCGCCAAUCAGUUUGUGCCAAGGCUGUAUGGUUUCAAAAUCCACCCGAUGGCUUAUCAACUCCAGCUUCAGGCAGCAUCAACUUUCAAGAGCCCAGUAAAGGUGAUUCGCUAGAAGCCAUCUUUAACAAAGACAGUGGACUCAGAGACUUUGUUGUUUACAACUUGCGUGAAGCAAUUGAUUGUGUAUAACCAAUAAAUACCUGUACAGUUCU